This is a messenger RNA of Ictalurus furcatus (blue catfish), 2669 nucleotides long. It is a transcript of the gene lrrc75a, whose product is annotated as leucine rich repeat containing 75A. Bases 187 to 1539 code for a protein of 450 amino acids. The record is from RefSeq and is a predicted model, not a curated record. NCBI's taxonomy places the organism in Eukaryota, Metazoa, Chordata, Actinopteri, Siluriformes, Ictaluridae. The transcript has 4 exons.
AUUCGUGCGUAUAGACUAAUCGUCAGCACUCUCCGGGACAGGUGUGAUGUAAACAAACCAGUGACGCGGCUGUAAACUUGUGUUAUUCGACCAAGCUUCCCUAAUUACACGCGUUCACGUUCAGAUGCUGUGCGAUAGUGCGGGACGCGAGUGAGUGAAUCUGAGUGUGAGUGUCCGGGCUCAGUCAUGGGAGCGAAGCAGGCGAAGAGCCCGGAUGAAGCGGGCACCAGCCCUCAAAGCGCGCGCUGCAGGAGGACACCGACGCGCGAGCGCAGUAAUGACGUGCGCGCCUCGCUAGUGCUGCGCGCUGGGGAGAGACUCUCGCGCGCCGGACCUCCGCCUCCAUACCAGCGCCGUGUGGGCAUGAUCCAGGACAUGAUGCUCAUGGCCAAGCAGGGCAAACACGACGAGGCCACAGAGAUGCUCAAAACCCUGCGACAGGAUCUGGGAAUGGAGUCAACCUCCCUGGAUGACGUCCUUUAUCGCUACGCCAGCUUUCGGAACCUGGUGGAUCCCAUUACACACGACCUCAUUAUCAGUUUGGCCAGAUACAUUCAUUGCCCCAAGACGGAGGGCGAUUCUCUGGGGGCGAUGGAGAAGGUGUGCCGUCAGCUGACCUACCACUUGAGUCCACACUCGCAGUGGAGACGCCAGGGCCUGCUGAAGAGGAAACCUCAGGCGUGCCUGAAAGCCAUCCUUUCUAAUCCACCAGCCAAUGGAACGUUAGACCUCUCCGGCUUUCCUCUGGCAGUGAAGGAUAUGGAGCGACUGUGCUCACAUCUACAGCGGCAUGCAUCUCGUGUUUCCAACCUUGAGCUGGGAUUCACAGAGCUCACAGACGAAGCUUUUCUUCUGCUCCUGCCCACGCUGGCCUCACUGCCUCGGCUUGAGACACUGAUACUCAACGGCAACAGGCUGACACGAGCCGUGCUGAAGGAGCUGACGGACACACUGAAGGAACCCGAUCGCUUUCCCAGCAUCACAUGGAUAGACCUUGGAAACAACGUGGAUAUCUUCUCGCUGCCACAGUCAUUCCUGUUGAGCCUGCGUAAGCGCUCCCCCAAGCAGGGCAACCUGCCUACCAUCCUGGAAUUCGGAGAGAGCCAGGCAAGUGAGCCAGAUGCCCGUCCAGAUGAGGAUGACACAGACAACACUGAUGAUACAAACAAGACGCUGAGCCUGGGCGAGCUCAGGUCCGAGGUAGACUGUGAGAUGGAUGGGGAGAUGGAGAUUGAAGAGAUGAUGGAGGAGCUGCUUGAAUUUGAUAGGGAGGUUAGAGGUCCAGAUGAUGAGGACAGUGUGUGGACCAUGGAGGAGCUAAGGGCUGCAAGAAGGCCAUAUGAAAGACAAAAUAGUAUGAAAAAACCAAUUAAGGCUGAAGGUGAGGAGGACACACAUAGCCGGAGCUCACAGCUGUCAUGUUCUAGUCAGUCCCAGGACUCUUCUACAGCUUUCGGGGAUGUGAGAGAGGACACUGGUGUGGAUCAGGUGCCUUGUGUGGCGUCUAUGGCUCAGGUGGUAGAGAGGGUUGUCCACUAAUCGUAGGGUUGGUGCUUCAAUUUAUUUCUCCACAUGCCAAAGUGUCCUUGGGCAGGAAACUGAACCCCAAGUUACAUUGGUGUGUGAGGGUGUGUGUGUGUGAAUGGGUGAAUUAUAAGUGUAAAGCGCUUUGUAGAACCGCUAAGGUUAAAAAGUGCUAUAUAAGUGCAGACCAUUUGUUCUUUGGGCAACCAGACCUGAGCUCAAUUUAGAAAUAGUAGCCUUUCAACCGCAUUAUACUGUUUACAGGUCACACUAGUAAAAGAUUGGAUAUUGACUCAAUUAAAAGAAACGGACUGUGUGGUUAUAUUUUGUGUAUAUCAUGCAUAAAAUUAAAACCUAUACCAUUUAUGAGGUAUAAGAAUCAUAUAGAGGUAAGAUAAAGGUAAGAUACCCUUUGCAGUUUAUAUGCUUCUCUUUCAGGUAAUACCACUUGUUUAUAUGGUCCUAACAACAAACUUUUACCUAUGUGCCUGUUUGACCCUGUUAAAGAGGAGUGUGUGCAGAUGUGUGAUGGUCUGACUGAAACUGGGUGCGCAUGCUUUUCCAGUGCACACAGGGAUUGAGAUAUGGAGAUAAAUUAACCAGCCCGACUUUAUUAGUCUAGCUUGGACAUAUCCUUCUCUGUCUAUGCAUCUGCUUCUACAUCCCAAGCAAGAAAACCUGUUUGCAGUGUCAGAACAGCCUGUACUUCUGAAGAAAAGCAAGAGGAAACCAAAUAUUUCAAGGAUGCCCUCAGUUCAACUAUAGAAAAUCGUUGUGCUUUAUGAUGGACUUGCACCAAAGACUGAACAAAAUAACAUAAAAAUAAACAUAAAUGUCCCGAUUAUAGUAUAUUGAAAAGAAUCAAACAGUACAGUAUAUUGAAAAGAAUCAAAGCUUUGCUUUUCCUUUUAUACAGACAUUCUAACCUGCUACAUAAUUGCGAUUUAUAAUUACCCAACCAUUGUAUUAUAGAUUAUUUGUUUGAAAUAUUAAUUUACCAGUUAUGACACAUUUAAAUCUUAUAUUUAUUCACAGAGUAUUUCUUCACCAGCGCAUACUCAUGUACCAGUUAGUCCAAUCAUCAGUAUAUUCAGGUCUUACUCUGUUAUUCUGCUCUUGUACAGAGUUUCUGUAAUAAAUAUCUU